Molecule: messenger RNA, 2988 nt
Organism: Carassius carassius (crucian carp)
Lineage: Eukaryota; Metazoa; Chordata; Actinopteri; Cypriniformes; Cyprinidae
Product: thioredoxin reductase 1, cytoplasmic-like
Exons: 16
Coding region: 176-1978 (600 amino acids)
Biological process (GO): glutathione metabolic process; cell redox homeostasis; cellular response to oxidative stress
Cellular component (GO): mitochondrion; cytosol
Molecular function (GO): thioredoxin-disulfide reductase (NADPH) activity; glutathione-disulfide reductase (NADPH) activity; flavin adenine dinucleotide binding
Source: RefSeq, a predicted model, not a curated record
CGUCAUUCGGCGGCGGUCUCGAGAUGACAAGAGUGUUUUUAGUCUAAUUUAACAUGAUAUUUAAUGUCACAUCAAUUAGAGUUAAUGUUGAGGUAAACUUUAAUUUUAAUCGUAAUCAUCGACUCAGGAAGCGGAAGAGCGCGGAAAAUCGACCAGUGAUCGGUUAUUGAUCGUCAUGCCGCCCAUCGAGAAUGACGCGGGACGCGAGCAGAUCCGAUCGAAGAUCAAAGAGCUGAUCGAUUGUCAUCAAGUGCUGGUGUUCAGCAAGAGUUACUGUCCCUACUGCGUCAAGGUGAAGGAGCUCUUUAAAGAGCUGAAUGUCAAGUGUAAUGCAGUAGAGCUGGAUCUGAUGGAGGACGGGACCAACUACCAGGAUUUGCUGCAUGAGAUGACGGGGCAGAAAACCGUCCCCAACGUCUUCAUCAACAAGAAACACAUCGGAGGCUGUGACAACACCAUGAAGGCACACAAGGAUGGCGACCUGCAGAAGCUGCUUGGUGAAAGCAGCGAGGCGUACGACUAUGAUCUGAUCGUCAUCGGCGGUGGUUCUGGAGGUCUGGCCUGCUCAAAGGAAGCGGCUGCCUUGGGGAAGAAGGUCAUGGUUCUGGAUUAUGUUGUUCCCACACCGAAGGGCACAUCCUGGGGUCUGGGUGGCACGUGUGUGAACGUGGGCUGUAUUCCCAAGAAACUGAUGCAUCAGACGGCUCUGCUGGGGACCGCCUUGGAGGACGCACGCAAGUUCGGCUGGGAGUUCAGUGAUCAGGUGACUCACAGCUGGGAGACGAUGAGGAGCACGGUGAAUAACUACAUCGGUUCACUGAACUGGGGCUACAGAGUUUCCCUACGAGACAAAAACGUCAAUUACGUCAACGCUUACGCUGAGUUUGUGGAGCCGCACAAGAUCAAGGCCACAAACAAGCGCGGUAAAGAGAUGUUCUACACUGCUGCUAAGUUUGUGCUGGCGACGGGAGAGAGACCUCGUUAUCUGGGCGUCCCAGGAGACAAAGAGUACUGCAUCACCAGCGAUGACCUGUUCUCGUUGCCCUACUGUCCCGGGAAGACUCUGGUCAUCGGGGCGUCGUAUGUGGCUCUGGAGUGCGGGGGGUUUCUGGCCGGUUUGGGGCUGGACGUGACCAUCAUGGUGCGCUCUAUUCUCCUGCGAGGAUUCGAUCAGGACAUGGCCAACCGUGCGGGAGAUCACAUGGAGACACACGGGGUCAAAUUCCUCAGGAAGUUUGUUCCUACCAAGAUCGAGCAGCUGGAAGCUGGAAGUCCCGGCCGACUUAAAGUGACGGCCAAAUCAACCGAGAGUGAUGAAGUCUUUGAAGGGGAAUACAACACUGUGUUGAUCGCAGUCGGUCGAGACGCCUGCACAGGAAAGAUCGGUCUGGACAAAGCUGGAGUUAAAGUCAAUGCCAAGAACGGGAAGAUCCCGGUGAACGAUGAGGAGCAGACCAGCGUUCCUCACAUCUAUGCCAUUGGAGACAUCCUGGAGGGGAAGUGGGAGCUGACUCCUGUGGCCAUUCAGGCCGGGAAGCUUCUGGCUCGCCGACUGUUCGCUGGAGCAUCUCUGAAGUGCGAUUAUGUGAAUGUUCCCACCACGGUCUUCACUUCGAUGGAGUACGGCAGCUGUGGUUAUCCCGAGGAGAAGGCCGUCGAGAUCUACGGCCAGGAGAACCUUGAGAUCUAUCACAGUCUGUUCUGGCCUCUGGAGUUCACCGUCCCCGGCCGGGACAACAACCGGUGCUACGCCAAGAUCAUCUGCAAUAAACUGGACAACGAUCGUGUGAUCGGCUUCCACUAUCUGGGUCCUAACGCUGGAGAGGUCACUCAGGGCUUCGGAGCCGCCAUGAAAUGUGGAAUCACCAAAGACCAGCUGGACAACACCAUCGGGAUUCACCCGACGUGUGCUGAGAUCUUCACCACCAUGGAGGUCACCAAGAGCUCGGGCGGAGACAUCACUCAGUCCGGCUGCUGAGGUUAAACCCUGCUCGUUUAACAGGCUGUCAGGACUAGUUUAAUCUGGUUUAUUCUAGUGAUUUAUCCAUCUCCUCUUGGUAUAAACACACUUGAGUCUCUUUAAAUAAUCUCAGGUCAUCAGAAGGCUUUUGUCUAACUGUUGUUCCUCAUAAAUGUCACCCUUUACAAACCAUGUGAUCGUUUCCACAUGUGCUGGAAGUGCAUUUUGUGGGCGGAGUCUGGGAGCAGCAGUAAGAGGCGGGGCUUCACUUGUUAAGAGACCAGUGAUUGGAGGAGAUGAUGAUGAUUGACAGCCUGUCAGACAGCGGGGUUACUCUGCUUUAACUGAUUGUCUGAGUCAGAAAUGUCCCAGAUGUGUCUGUGCUUUACACUAUUAUUAUUAUUUUUUUUCUUGCACAUGCAUGUUUGGUGCUCUGUGACGUUUUAACCCUUACCCCACGCUCAAUGGCGGGUUACGACUGAUGUUUUCUGCACUUGGACUUUAAAGUGAUAAACACUUAUCAACUACACUGAUCUUUGGCCUUUGGCUCACGAGGGCCACAUAUUUUCUUUUCUUGUGGUUGUAGGAGUCUAUUUUUCUAUAUUUAAUAGUAUUUUGUCAUCAGCUGCUCCGCAGGGCGUUAUCUUUCCACCUCAGGAUCAUAUUAAGACAGAUUUCACUUCCUGCUGUCAUGAUUUUCUGAUAUAGUGACAAAUAACGGAGACGUGAUUGAAGCGCGAACCAAAAGCAGCAUGUAGAUUCUUCCUCAAAGUAUUUAAACUAAGAACAAGAAGCACUUAGAAAUAUAAAUAAAAUGUGUAUGUUCAUAUUUUUAUAAAUAUGUCGCUGCAUUACAUGUAUAAGUAUGAAGGUUUCAUUCAAAUAUAAAUGCAUGUCUGUUUGAGUUUUGCUGUUUAUUUGCUCUGUGGAUUAUAUUCUCCUUUCGUCUCUCAUUCACUCUCUUCUGCUUUCUAAGGAUUGUGGGUCAAAGUUAUUUUACUGUCACUCAGCGCCUGAUGAAUGUACAA